CCAAUAUUGAUGUUUAUAUUCCGUAAACAAUUUUUCAUUUCAUGACGGCGGGAAGUACUGUACUUUAACAAAUAUAAUUUUUCAAUAAAAAUAAUUAUGGAUAAAUCAAAAGGAACAGUAAUUCACGACAUAAAGUAUGAAAAGUUCAUGACAUGGCUCCAUGAGAACAACUUUCCAGAAUCGAAGCUCACAUUGGCCAACUUUACUAAUACUGGCCGAGGUAAUUUUAUAUAUUUUAUGCAUCAUCAGUAAACUUAUUUUUGAAAAAAGGUAUGAUGGCCACCAGUGAUAUUGAAGCUGGAGAAGUGAUUGUGUCUGUGCCCAGAGACUUUUUGAUUACAAAUGACAGCCUAUCCAAAACUUAUGGCACGAACCAUUCGCUUAGUUCCCAUCAAAUUUUAGCUUUGCAUCUUGUGCUACUAUUACGAGAUAAGCAGUCUUGGUGGAAACCUUAUAUCGACUUAUUACCAAUGCAUUUCAAUACGAUGCCAGUAAAAUAUGCGAAAGUGUUGGUUGAUCAUUUGCCGUCUGCUCUAAAAGAGGAGACGUUACAACAAAAGGAAAACAUUCGAACAGAUUAUCUGGCCUGUACAAAAUUCAUACAGUCCAGAAAGGAAAAGACGGAUCCUAUCAGUGCAGAGGAAUAUGAAUGGGCCUGGCUUUGUGUGAAUACGCGUUGCAUACACAUGACCAAGAUGGAUAACAGAACGAAAGGGGGGAAUAUAGCAUUGGCACCUAUGCUUGAUUUCCUUAAUCAUACGACUGAAGCAAAGAUCGAUAGUGGAUUUAACGUCCGAAAGCAAUGUUUUGAAAUUAAAACCUUAACCCCUUACAAAAAAGGGGAGCAAGUAUAUAUAAACUAUGGCCCUCAUGAUAACUUAGCUAUCCUAAAAGAGUAUGGCUUUGUCUUGUCAGAAAACAGUUACAACUUUGUAUUAUUGGAUGAAGAAGUAUGGAAUCUGUAUUCCGAAGUUGAAUCAAAGCGAGGACUGGAAAUAAAAAAGCAGAUUUUGGAAGGAGCAGGAUAUUCCGGGGAUUACUCUAUCAAAGCAGAUGAAAUUUCAUUUAGGCUUAUGGCCGCACUGCGAUUACUGGCUCUUAAUGGAACACUGGAACCUGGCUUUGAUCGACGUGUCAUGGACUGGCAUGACGUCGUAAUGGGUCAGACAGAUUUGAUUAGCCCCGACAAUGAAAGAAAGGCUCUUAUUAUGCUCCAAUCUAUAUGCCAGAAAGUAGCCAAGCAAGCCAAAAAUGAAUUAGCAAUUCUUUCGAACAUUACAGAAAAAUAUCCUGAGGCUGGAUUUCAUCCGUUUGCAUUAUAUUUCUUGCGUCAAAUAUGGAAGGAGUCGAGUGAAAUUGUGGAACAAACCUUGCUUUAUUUAAAUGACAAAUUAUCGAGAUUAUAAAAAAAAAAGCAGAUUUUAGACAAAUGGAUAAGUUUAUUCAAUACAUUGCAAGAGGAAAUUAUAUUCUGUUAAAUAUGGCCAUCAAAAGAGCAAGGCAUUUAUUUGACACUGCUGAGGUUUUUUUAUUUGGGGGUAGGUUUAGGAUAAGGCCUUGGAUGGGCGGGUCUGGUAGGUCUGUCUGGAGGCAUGGCUGUAAAAAAAGUUUGAUAGUUGAGAUGAUAUAUUUUAGUAAAGAAGCGAGUAAGACUUUUAUAAAUAAACUCUCCUAAGC
Mucor mucedo is the source of this 1677-nucleotide messenger RNA. RefSeq lists its product as uncharacterized. The transcript is spliced from 6 exons. Bases 273 to 1406 code for a protein of 377 amino acids. Gene Ontology annotation, biological process: peptidyl-lysine monomethylation; peptidyl-lysine trimethylation. NCBI's taxonomy places the organism in Eukaryota, Fungi, Mucoromycota, Mucoromycetes, Mucorales, Mucoraceae. Gene Ontology annotation, molecular function: protein binding; protein-lysine N-methyltransferase activity. The record is from RefSeq and is a predicted model, not a curated record.